AUGCUUAAGCUAGCUAACCCCGGAACUAUCGCUGAUCUGGAAACCGAAGUUGAUGAUGAUGGUGAUGAGUGUUUCAUGUAUUUGUUUUUGGCUUUUGGUGCUUUAGUGGAAGGGUUCAAAAAGCUGCGCCAUGUAUUGGUCAUAGAUGGGACACAUCUUAGUGGAAAAUAUAAGGGUGUUUUGCUAACGGCCAGUGGACAAGAUGCUAACUUUCAGGUGUUUCCACUCGCCUUUGGCAUAGUGGAUGCAGAGAAUAAAGAUGCUUGGACCUGCAAAGGAUUGGCGAAGCUUGUGACUAAGGCUGCCACUGCAUACAGGUUAGCAGACUACAAAGACUAUUUCAACAAAAUAAAAGCGAGUAACAGUGCAUGUAUUAUAUACCUAGCAAACAUUGGCGCUCGCCAGUGGUCUAGAGUGCAUUAUGUUGGUGAAAGGUAUAAUAUAAUGACCAGCAAUAUUGCUGAGCAACUCAACAAUGCCCUAGCUGAGGGUAGGGGAUCGUCAAUCAUCGAGCUGCUAGUAUUUAUUCAGCGUAUGAUGACCAGGUGGUUCAACGCCCAUAGGAAUAAGGCGGAGCGUCACCACGGCGCAUUGACAGUUGAGGUUGACAAAGUGAUAACCAAAGCUAUGUCUACCAUGCGAGGAACUGCGGUGAACCCUAUCUCUAAUUGGACCUGCGUGGUGGUUGAGAAGUUUGGAUCGAAGCACCACGUUCUACUAGAUGAGAAGAAGUGUACGUGUAAGUAUUUUGACAGGAUCAAAAUCCCCUGUGGUCAUGCCAUGCUUGCAGCCGACAGACUAGGGAUCCCCUACGAGACGUUGGUUGGACACUGGUACAAGACUGGGGCUUGGAGAGACACGUAUGCAGGCUUAUUCUGUCUAGAGGAGAGGCCACAUGAUGCUGAGAUUCCUUUUGAGAUCAGGGACCAAGUCUUAUACCCUCCCAUAACUAAACGCCUGGCUGGGAGACGUAGGAAGUCGUGA
Molecule: messenger RNA, 984 nt
Organism: Brassica oleracea var. oleracea
Lineage: Eukaryota; Viridiplantae; Streptophyta; Magnoliopsida; Brassicales; Brassicaceae
Exons: 2
Coding region: 1-984 (327 amino acids)
Molecular function (GO): zinc ion binding
Source: RefSeq, a predicted model, not a curated record